ACAGCACGCUGCUCGCCGCCAAGAGAGCGAGGGGGAGAGAGAGAGCGAGAAAGAAAGAAAGUGCUCCUUCUGGAUUUUUCUUUUUCCGUUUUCAUUUGACAUUUUUUUCACCAAAGCGCCACAACCUGGGCUAUCUUUUUGACCCUCCUUCUUCGCUCUCUGUCCUCCCCCUCCUCCCCUCCUUCUCUCUCUCUCUUCUCUCUCUCUCCCUCUCCCUCUCUCUCUCUCUCUCCCUCUCCCUGCAUGUGUUGGUGUGUGUGAAGGGAGACCUGGGGUGGACACACAAUGGGGCGAAGUGCCUGUGGCAACUGGGCCGUUGUGCUGCUGAGAGGGGGAGGGGGCGGAGAGAAGACCGGCACACAGAGGAGCUAACGCAGCCAGCCAGCCAGCCAGCCAGCCCUCCCGCCCGCCCGCCCGCCCGCCUGCCUGACUGCCGGCCCAAGGCCUCUCCUCCUCCUUCACUGCUGCCUGGGCUCGGGCUAGCGUUGCUCGCUCGCUCGCGAUCUCUCUGUCGCUCGCUGUCGGUCGGUUGUUUUCUCGCUAGCGCCGUCCGGCCGAGGACGCCCAGCUCUUGGGCUUCCUUCAGACGUUUUUCUCUCGGAAAAAAAGGGGAAAUUCCUCCCCCCCUCAGAGCAGCACUAUGGAUUAAUAUCAGCCUGUGUGUGUGUGUGAGAGAGAGAGAGAGAGACUCCAUGGCUCCAUGGAUUUCUUUGGGAUAUACCAGUCCAUGCCGGAGAUUUUGAGAAGGAGCCCUUCCUGUAUUUGGGACUAAACGACAAGGGAGACCAAACUUUUUCUUUCAUUUUCUUUCUCCACCUUUCCUUCUCUGCUCCUUUUGUCGUUCGGUUUCGUUUCGCGGCGCAGAGGAGCUCAUCAAUGGAUUACAAGAUGCAUUCCAAAUCAAAUGAUCUGCUGGAUUUUCAGACACUGGAUGCCCUUUUGGAAAAAAUUGCACACUAUUCUGUGGCUGUGAAAAGAGAGCCCAGCGAGGAGUGCAAUGGAAUCAGCGGUCCUCUCUCUGUGGAGUCCGCGCCCGGCUCGCGGCUGAACGAGUGGUGUCCCGCCGGCCUUCCUCCCGCCCCUGUGCCCGCACCGCACCUCGCCAGCAUGGGGGACGGUCUGGACGCAGCGCAGAUGUCCGGUCACAGCAGCGGCAGCGUCGUCGGCCAGGGGCAGCUCUCCUCCACGCCGACGGUCCCCUCCCACAACCCGCCCGCCCCGGAGACCUCCAACCCCCUGCGGCCCAAGCGCCAGACCAACCAGCUGCAGUACCUGCUCAAGGUGGUUCUCAAGUCCCUGUGGAAGCACCAGUUCUCGUGGCCCUUCCAGGCUCCCGUAGAUGCAGUCAAACUCAGCCUGCCUGAUUACUACAAGAUUAUUAAGUGUCCUAUGGACAUGGGAACAAUCAAGAAGCGGCUUGAGAACAGCUACUACUCCAACGCCCAAGAAUGUAUCCAAGACUUCAACACCAUGUUCACCAACUGCUACAUCUACAACAAGCCCGGGGACGACAUUGUCCUAAUGGCCGAGGCCCUGGAGAAGAUGUUCCUGCAGAAGAUCUCCGAGAUGCCCACGGAGGAGACGGAGAUCACGGUGAUGACGGGCAAAGGUCGUGGCCGGGGCAGGAGCCGAGAUCCAGGCCUUCACUUGAAACCGGGCUCCGGCAUCGACUCCCCGUCGACGACCCCCCACACGCGCGGCCUAGUCUCCAGUAUGACCCCCGGACCGCAGACCCGAGGCCCGCCCCCGCAGGGCCCGCCCCACCUACCGCCCCAGCUACCUCCCCAGCUGCCCCCCCAGCCCACCAUGCAGCCCAUGCCCCUGCGAGUGCCCCCCAUGCUCCCCACGCACGCCCCCCAGCUCGGGCCGCCUUACUCGCUGGGCCCGCUGGACUGUGCCCCGCAGGCGCCCCCCAUCAUAACGUCGGUGCCUCCUCCUCCCCCCCCAGCCCAGACCGCCCUGCCGCCCCCACCCAUCCAGCAGACGGCCGCCCCCACCCUCCAGAGCGUCUCCCUACCGCACGUCUCCCUUCCGCAGCCCAAACUCACCGCACGUUUUCCCAGAAGCCAGAAGCGGAAAGCAGACACGACGACGCCCACGGCCAACGACCAGCUGAGCGAGUCCUCGCCGGCCGAGUCCAAGUCGGGCAAGACGCUGCGGGGCGCCACCAUCACCAUGCGGCCCACCAAGCUGCCCAAGAAGGAGGCGCCGGACUCGCAGCACCACCUGGGCAUGCUGUCCACGGGCGGCGGCGGCAUCGGUGGCAUCGGCGGCGGCAUUGGCGCGCACAGCCCCAAGCAGCAGGAGCAGAUACGCCACUGCGCCGGCAUCGUCAAGGACAUGUUGUCCAAGAAGCACGCCGCCUACGCCUGGCCCUUCUACAAGCCCGUGGACGUGGCCGCGCUGGGCCUGCACGACUACCACGACAUCAUCAAGCAUCCCAUGGACCUCAGCACCAUCAAGCUUAAACUGGACAACAGGCAAUACCGUGACGCACAGGAGUUUGCAGGUGACGUGCGGUUAAUGUUCUCCAACUGCUACAAGUACAACCCUCCCGACCAUGAAGUGGUCUCUAUGGCACGGAAACUACAGGACGUUUUUGAGAUGCGCUUCGCAAAGAUGCCCGACGAGCCGGAGGAGACGCUGACUCCCGCGCCGGCUCCCAUUCUUCACCCGGCGCCCAUCAAGACGCAGCCUCCCAUGGCCCCCGCGUCCUCCUCGGACUCCUCCAGCGACUCCUCCUCGGAGUCGGACUCCUCCACGGACGACUCGGAGGAGGAGCGCGCUCAGAGACUGGCUGAGCUUCAAGAGCAGCUGAAGGCCGUCCACGAGCAGCUGGCUGCCCUGUCUCAGCCUCAGGCCAGCAAACCAAAGAAGAAGGAGAAAGAGAAGAAGGAGAAGAAGAAGGAUAAGCACAAAAAGAAGUCGGGAGGAGGAGGAGGCGGCAUGUCUGCGCUGGACGAGCUCCCCGAGCCCCCCAUGCCUGCCCUGCCGCCCCCCAAGAAGAGCAAGAACAACAAGGACCCGCUGCCUAAGAAGACCAAGAAGCCUGGUAAGAAGGACGGUGUGAAGAACAACCGCUCCAUCCCCCCCCUGCCCGCACCCAUGCCCACCCUGCUGCCCGUGCCCGGCCUGGACUCGGAGGAGGACCUGCUGGGCUCCGGCGGUGCCCCUGGGGGUGCGGGCGGCGCGGAGAAGUGCAAGCCCAUGACGUACGAGGAGAAGCGCCAGCUGAGCCUGGACAUCAACAAGCUGCCCGGAGACAAGCUGGGCCGCGUGGUGCACAUCAUCCAGUCGCGCGAGCCCUCGCUCAAGAACUCCAACCCCGACGAGAUCGAGAUCGACUUCGAGACGCUCAAGCCCUCCACGCUGCGAGAGCUGGAGAGAUACGUCUCGUCCUGCCUGCGCAAGAAGAAGAAGGCUCCAGAAAAGACCAUGGAAGCCAUGAGUGCUACCAAGACCAAGGGGUCGUCCUCUGACUCGGGCAGUAGCAGUGAGUCCAGCUCCUCAGAAAGCGAGGAUUCCGAGACAGUUGGAAUGGCGUCCAAGAAGAAGAAGGGCCACGGCAAGGAGGGCAAGAAGCCUCACCACCAGGCCCUGGCGCCCACGCUGAUCCAGCCCCACAUCGCCCCCCUGCCCCAGCCCCAGGUGCUGCAGCCCAUGGCCCAGCUGAAGCAGCAGCAGCAGCAGCACCCCUCGCCCGUGGCCUACAUGCCCCCUCCGCAGCCCGUCACCGCCCUGGAGUCCUCGCAGCUCCUGGAGAACACGUUUGACUCCCUGCCCAACUUCGGGCAGCCCCUCAUGCACCUGUCGCACCACGCCAGCGAGUCCUCGUCCCCCGCCGGCCCGCCACCGCACCUGGGCGCCCCCCAGCCCGGCGCCACUGUGUCCCCCGAGACCCAUCCUUUCCUCAAUCAGCACGCCAUAAUCCCCCCUCCAGCUCUGCACAACGCCAUGCCUCAGCAGCCUUCCCGGCCCAGCAACAGGGCGGCCGCUCUACCUCCCAAGCCCCCCCAGCAGACCAUGCAGCAGCAGCAGCAGCAGCACCCCACCCCGCCUCCCCAGCAGGCCCUGCAGCCCCAGCAGCUCCAGCCCCUCCAGCCCCAGUCCCAGCCCCCACCACCGCCGCAGCCCCAGCCCCCUCAGCACCACCUGCCCCCCCACCUCAUGCACCCUCCGCAGCCCCUGCGCCAGCGGCCGCUCUCCCCGCCGACCCUCACCCCGCAGGGCCUGCUCUCCUCCCAGCCGCCCCAGAUGCUGCUGGAGGACGACGAGGAGCCCGGCCCCACGCUGCCCCUCAACCCCAACCUGCAGCUCUACCUGCAGCACCUCCAGGGCAGACAACAACAACAACAACAACAACAACAGCAACAGCAACAGCAGCAGGCCUCCCUGAUGCAGUCCCUACCUAAUAGACAACAGCAGCAGCAGGCAGCGCAGCCUCCUCUGCUUCAGUCCGUGCAGGUUCAGUCCCAGCUUGCUCCGUCGCAGCUCCCCGCACAGUCGCAGACCCCGACCCAGCCCCCUCCACCCCACCAACCCUCAAGUCAGCAGCUCCAGCAGCAGCAGCAUCAGGCCAGGCACAUGCAGCAGCAGCAGCAACAACAACAACAACAGCAGCAGCAACAACAACAACAACAUCCCCAGCAGCAGCAGCAGAUGAGCUUCUCGCAGGGUCCCAUGUCCGGCAAUCAGACACAGCCAGCGCCGCAUAAAGUCUCCAUGGCCACCAGUAAAGCACAGCAGAUCAUCCAGCAGCAGCAGCAGCAGCAGCAGCAGCAGCCGCCACAGUCACAGCAGUCUCAGCAACAGCAUCCUUCUCCACGACAACACAAGGCAGACCCCUACAACACUGGCCACCUGAGGGAGUCUCCGCUCAUGAUGCAUUCCCCCCAGAUCUCCCAGUACCAGCCCAUGCACCCGUCUCCCCCACACAACCUGCAGCCCAAGAAGGAACAGAGGCCUCCCUCGGUCCUGUUGAAGGAGGAGAAGCUGCCCCCGUCGCCAGUCAUGCAGGGCGAGCCCUUCAGUCCCGCCAUGCGCCAGGAGUCCCACAAGCAUCCGGAGCCAAAGGCCAUGGCUGUCCACGGCCAACAGAGGGAGCCCAAGUCAUCGGACAGCUCACGGCCCGUCAUCCGCUCGAUUGACCUGCCCCCCUCAAUGCAAGAGAAGGACAAGUUCAAGCAGGAGCCUAAAACACCCGUCGCCCCCAAAAAGGUACAGGACGUGAAGUUAAAGAACAUGGGCUCGUGGUCAAGCCUGGCCCAGAAGUCGACCUCCACACCAUCGUCGGCGCUCAAGUCGUCGAGUGACUCGUUUGAGCAGUUCCGCCGCUUCGCCCGUGAGAAGGAGGAGCGCGAGAAGGCGCUGAAGGCCCAGGCCGAGCAGGCCGAGAAGGAUCGCCAGCGGCGGGAGCAGGAGAAGCUACGGGGUCGAGACGACGAGGAUUCGCUGGAGCCGAGUCGCCGGCAGCACGAGGAGCCGCGUCGGAGGCAGGAGCCGCCACAGGUGCAGCCGCAGGUGCAGCCAGCCCAGCAGCCGCCUCAGCAGCAGCAGCAGCAGCAGCAGCACGCGUCGCACUCGCAGACGCCGGGCCAGGUGCACUCGCCGGCCACGCCCCAGCCCGCGCAGGCCCCCCCGACGCCACCCACCUCCAGCCAGAGCGCCCUGGACCAGCACCAGAGAGAGAUGCUGCGCCGCCGAGAGCAGGAACGCAGGAGGAGAGAGGCGAUGGCAGCUAUGGUUGACAUGAAUUUCCAAAGUGAUCUAAUGGCCAUCUUUGAGGAGAACUUGUUCUGAGAAUCAUGUUUUUAACUUCCUGCCGAACUGAAAGGAAUAAAUAAAAAAAACAACGAUAAACAAACUGCAAAUUCCUUUGGUGGGGAUUGAAAAAAAAAAAGAAGAAAAAAACAGAAAUGGGAUAACGAGAACCGUAAAACUCACGGGGCGAUGGAUUAAGGAACCCUGAACUGGUCCCCGUAGAACCUCUGAAAACGGCCUGCCAUGUUGAGGCAGGCUGCAUCCACGAGUUAAAGGACGCCCCUGCCCUCCCGCACUCAGAGGUGGGGAGCCCCUUAGCCUGACUGCUGGCGCCGCCUCCGCCGCCACCUCUUUGCGGCUUCAUUUUCCUGCGGAUGUGACGUUGUCAUGGCAGCAAGGGCCUAGGAGGACUUGUUCGGCGCGGCGCUUUGUGAGACAGAGCGAGGAGCAGUGGCCCAACGCCACCACCGUGGAGCGGACGAUUGAUUCCGAUAAUGAUUUAAAUAUUCUUGAUUACCUGUCGUUUAAAGCAUCCAAGAACUGCCAUGCGCCGUCGGGGGGAGGGGUCAACGAGACAAGAGGCUGUUUUGUUUUGGGAUUUUUUUCUUUCAUUUUUUUCCCCUUUGUUUUUUGGACACAUCCAAGCAGAUUGCAGGUUGGGGAUGGGCACUUAAAUAUGAAAUCUUGGGUUGUCACUUCUCAGGAGGAGGUGCAGCUUGCCUUACGCCUCUGACCUGUACACACACACUAUAUAUAGACAUACACACACUCUCACACACACACACAUACCCACACACACAAAUGUACUAUACAACAGUAUACUCACUGACCUGGACGUAUGAACAAAGAAAUGAUCCAUUAUUUACAAACCAGAGAGGAGUGUUACAAUGUGCAGAUUUUUUUCAUUAUGUUGGAUCUACUGUAAAAAGGUAUUUUCUUAUUCUAUGAAUACUGUUUUUUUUUUCUUUGUUUUCUUUUUUUAUAUUUUAACCCUCUUAUCAAUGCCAUUCUCCAUCUAUGUCUAUGCCAAACAACUGUUUCCUUUUAUGCUGAAGUUCUAGUCUUGAAAUUCUUCAUUUAACUUGUGUCUUUCUUAAUAUAUAAAUAUAUUUUUCUUGUCCAGUCCCCCCACCCAAUGGGCCUAGCUAGCCUGAUAGUAAAUAGACUAAUAUAUGCAUUACUCCCCACAAGUGUUAAUUGAGGGCAAAACCCAUAAAAUAUGCAUCCAUUCUUCCGUCAUUUCACUUCACCCUAGUGCGAAGCUCAUCACUACCACAGGAGAGCUCCAUCACAUUGGGCCUUCUUGCUGAGCUGUCCUUUGGUUUGAUUUUUUUUGUAAACUAAUUCAAGCAAACUUUAUGUCUGUUGUACAAAGAGAUGCAAAAUUUUGUAUUUUUCUUUUCUAUCUGCAAACUGGUUCAUGUUCACCCAACAGCAUUGUUAGAAUGGGUCAGAGCAUUAACAUCUAGCUUGUUUGGCUUUGUUGAGCACAGCUGAUGAUCUUUGACGGACGGAGACCUAAGAUCCUUUAGGGAGAGCUCGGAGACAGAACACAAGAUGGAAGCUAGUCUUUGCAUGACUCCUCUUUUCACAAAUCAUUUAAACUAUGACGAAGCAGAGACACUCUGUACGCUGUACUAGAUAUAAUAAUAAACACAAAAGAUUUGAAACAUAAAACUAAAAAAAAAAAAAAAAAAAAAAUCAAAAAAAAGAAAA
Messenger RNA from Sardina pilchardus (European sardine), 7476 nucleotides. It is a transcript of the gene brd4, whose product is annotated as bromodomain containing 4. The coding region runs from base 877 to 5799 and encodes 1640 amino acids. Gene Ontology annotation, cellular component: chromatin; nucleus. Gene Ontology annotation, biological process: regulation of DNA-templated transcription; chromatin remodeling. The record is from RefSeq and is a predicted model, not a curated record. Lineage: Eukaryota; Metazoa; Chordata; Actinopteri; Clupeiformes; Clupeidae. The transcript is spliced from 19 exons.